UUCUUUUUUUGCAUAGUUUAUUUAUACCUCUGAGUACUUGUCCGAGAUUGCCGAUAUAAAAAUCAAACAAAAAAAAACAGUUUUGUCCCUGGCUGUACUUGGGGUGGAUAUUACAUGCAACAUCAUGUUUAGUUUAAUUUAAACUUGUAACACUGGAUUAUGGAGCGGUAACUUUGUGGAGAAAAUAAAUGAUUUGUUUAAAACCUUCUGUAGAGACUGAGGCGCAGGAUGCAACAGAGGAAACUCAGAAGAUUUUUGAUCAGGUGAAGCACCAAGUGGAGGAAAAGACAGGAAUAAACUAUGUGGAAUACAGAGCAAUUGAAUACAGGUGUGAGGUUGUGAAUAGAGAACAAAUUCUCAUCAAGUUCAUGUUGGACUACAUUCAUCUGAUGGUCUCCCAAAUAAUUCUUCUUGUCAGAGGCGUGCCAAGCAGCAAAGAUUUUCCACAAGGUGUAGAUUAGCACAAAACCAAAGAAGACCCUCUCGUACCUUUUUCAAACUGAUUAAACAACCUGUUUCAACAGUGAAAUACUUACAGGCUGCAGUCUCGUAUUAAAAUGCUUUUCUCCGCGCUUCUUUAUUCUGAAAUGAUUUGACACUGAUUUU
Molecule: messenger RNA, 606 nt
Organism: Etheostoma spectabile (orangethroat darter)
Lineage: Eukaryota; Metazoa; Chordata; Actinopteri; Perciformes; Percidae
Product: cystatin-A-like
Exons: 3
Molecular function (GO): endopeptidase inhibitor activity
Source: RefSeq, a predicted model, not a curated record